Messenger RNA from Juglans regia (Persian walnut), 3371 nucleotides. RefSeq names its product disease resistance protein RPP2A-like. Gene Ontology annotation, molecular function: protein binding; ADP binding. The record is from RefSeq and is a predicted model, not a curated record. NCBI's taxonomy places the organism in Eukaryota, Viridiplantae, Streptophyta, Magnoliopsida, Fagales, Juglandaceae. The transcript has 5 exons. Gene Ontology annotation, biological process: defense response. The coding region runs from base 146 to 3037 and encodes 963 amino acids.
UGAAGAUACUUGAUCAAAGUAAAAAAUCAAAGCAACAAAGGGUUCUACCUGUGUUUUACCAUGUAGAUCCAUCUGAUGUACGCAAUCAAAAAGAGAGUUUUGGAGAAGCAUUGGCUAAACAUGCAGAGAAUUGAAUGUUGAUCACAUGAAGUUGCAGCUGUGGAAGGCAGCCCUUCAAGAAGUUGCCAAUUUGUCCGGAUACCAUCUGAUCAGAAAUGGCUGGAACGAAUCAGAAUUCAUUGAAGAAAUAGUUCAAGACAUCUCAAGAAUGGCAAAUGAUCAUUUAUAUUUACAUGUUGCCGAGCAUCCCGUUGGAUUAAAACCUCAUGUAGAAGAUGUCAAUUUGCUUUUAAGCAUUGGUACGAAAGACAUACGAAUGAUAGGAAUUUUUGGAGUUGGGGGAAUUGGUAAGACAACUCUAGCCAAAGCAAUUUAUAAUUCGAUUGCUUUUCGAUUUGAAGCUAGUUGUUUUCUUCCAAUUGAUAGCGACACUUGGAAUCAAGUGAAUCGUUUGGUCCAACUACAAGAGACACUUCUUUUUAACAUUUUAGGAGAGUGUAAAAGUUUGAAGGUUGACAAUAUUGAUACGGGAAUCAGUAAGAUAAAGCGUAGGCUUCACUCUAAAAGAGUUCUUCUAAUUCUUGAUGGUGUAGACCACUUGGAUCAAUUAAAAACAUUAGCAGGAGCUCGUGAUUGGUUUGGUAAAGGAAGUAGAAUCAUCAUCACAACAAGAGAUCAACACUUGUUGCCUGCUCAUGGAGUUGAUUCAACAUAUGAGAUGACGGGAUUGAAUCAAGAUGAUGCUUUUCAACUAUUUUGUUGGCAUGCUUUUAGAAGUGAGAACCCGGUUGACAGUUAUGGAGAGUUUGUAGAACAGAUCAUAAAUUAUGCUGGGAGCCUUCCACUAGUUUUAACGGUGCUUGGUUCGGAUUUAUAUGGCAGAACUAAAAAAGAGUGGGUAAGUUCAAUGGAUGAGUACAAGAAAAUCCCUCACCAAGAUAUUCAAAAAAUACUUCAAACAAGUUAUGAUAGAUUAAGUGAAAACGAAAAGAAUGUUUUUCUUGACAUUGCAUGUUUUUUCAAUGGACAAUGGCUUGAUGAUGUCAUUAUAAAGAUACUAGAUAAUUUUGGGUUUUUCCCAAACUCUUCGAUCCCAAGACUUAGGGAGAAGUGUCUUAUUUCGAAGUCCGAUGGAAGAUUGCAAAUGCAUGACUUGUUACGAGAUAUGGGAAGAGAAGUUGUUCGACAAGAAUCGCUCAAAAAUCCAGGACCACGUAGCAGAUUAUUCUUUCAUAAAGAUGUUCGCAAAGUACUGGAGGAAGAUAUAGGAACAUACAGAGUUGAAGCAAUUGUUGUAGAUUUUCCUGAAGGUGCUGAUAUCAUCCGCUUGAGUCCCAAGGCCUUCAAGAAUAUGAAAAGACUCAGAUUAUUUAGAUGUCGCAAUGCACACUUUUCUGGAGAACCUAAUUGUCUACCUAAUUCAGUAAGUGUGCUUGAUUGGCCUAAUUGUCCUUUACAAUCUAUGCCAUCUGAAUUUCGUGGAGACGAACUCUUUAUUCUACGUAUGCCUGGUAGUCGCAUUCAAGAGAUACACUUGGAAUAUUUUAAGAAUCUCACUGUUAUGAAUUUCCGUGAUUGUGAUUUCUUAACGAAAUUCUCGGAUAUUUCAAGUUGCCCAAAUUUGAAGGAAAUAGAUCUUCGUUCUUGUAAAAAUCUAGUUGAAGUUCAUGAUUCUGUUGGAUUACAGCUUGAUAAGCUUGUUAAGUUGAAUCUUGGUAGAUGUUUCAAUCUAAAGAGCUUUCCAAGGGGACUCCAAUUGAGAUCUCUGAGAUUCCUUGAUCUCAGUGAUUGCUCAAGCCUUCAAAACUUUCCUGAAAUAGAAUGUGAAAUGAAACAUUUACAUGAAGUCCACUUAAUGGGCACCUCAAUAGAAGAAUUGCCUUCAUCCAUUGGGUACCUCACUGGGCUUGCAUAUUUACUCCUAAGUCGCUCCAUAAACCUCAAGCGUCUACCAAGUAGCUUUCAUCAAUUGAGAUCUCUACAGUAUAUGAGCCUCGACCAUUGUCCAAAUAUUAUAAGUUUUGGGAUGGAGGAGGAGAUGCAUAAUGGACAACCCACACCUUAUGUAGUGCCUACAAGCUGGGAAAAUGAAGCUUCAGUAGGUGCAGAAUUAUUCCCAUUGCCGCCUCCAACAAAAUCAACCACUGCUCUUAAAUUGUUUCUUAUCAACUCUGGCCUAUCAAAAUCGAAUUUCUUUGGGCCAUUUAGUUGCUUUCGCAAUCUGGAACUGGAAGUAUUAGAUCUGUCAGGUAGUGAUAUCGUAAGCAUUCCAGCAAGCAUCAAAACAUUUGUCAGAUUGUGGAGACUUCAUUUGGAUGAUUGCAAGCAACUUCAAGAAAUUAUGGAGUUUCCACCGAAUCUAGAAGAGCUUUAUGCUGAUGGAUGCAUAUCACUGGAAAGAUUACCAGAAAUAUCAAAAAUAUUUCAUUUCCCAAUGCUAAAAUGGAUUAAGUUGACCAGAUGCUAUAAAUUAGUGAAUAAUAUGGGGAAUUAUUGUAUGCCAAAUUCUGCAUGGAAUGAAGCUAAGAUGAUAUUUCCAGGAAAUAAGAUUCCAGAUUGGUUCAGCCAUUGCAAGGAGACUUCAAAUGGUAGUCAUCGAUGUGAAUUUGAUAUUAAAGGGUCCCCACGGUAUAAUUUGGAUGACAUCAUAGGAAUUUCUUUUUGUGCUGUUAUUGAACCCGUUGGGACUGAGCGUUUGACUGUUGACAUCAUGAUAGGAUCAACUAAACUCUUUGGUAACAGAUGUGUAGGAAAAUUUGAUGAAAUGGAUUCAGAUCAUGUAUGGUUCGAGCACUUACGACCACGAAUUGUAGAGCCAGCAAACAAUCUGAGGAUUAUAUUUGAAAGCAAUCCAAAUUUAGUGACCUUCAAACGUUGUGGAGUUCAUCUGUCAUACAAAACCAUGAACAGAAUGCGAAAGAUGAUGAAAAUGUUGAUGUCCAUUUGGACGCACCCAUUAAAGAUAUUGGAAAUUUAGCAAAUCCAAUGGAUCAUGGAAGUCAAAUUUCUAAGAGGCGUCGUGUUGAUUAUGAUGAUGAUCGCAACGUCAUUGAAUCCGACUCGUACCCACAACAAAGGAAGCCUGCUUCAACCUUGGACAUCAAACUUUUUCUGAGCACGCUGCCGCCAAUUGAUCCUUUCUUUUUCCUUACCCUUCUGAAAAAGUAUAAAUUAAGUACUUCAAAGUCCUGAUUAAAAGUACGUUUCCUAUUAUAUAUAAUGUCCAGGUCUUUAAUUUCCAUUAUAUUCCCAUGUUUGUAUCUAUAUAUUAAAUGAGUUGAAUCUCUAUUUCAUUCCAUUAUUUUUCUCUA